This is a messenger RNA of Tupaia belangeri chinensis (Chinese tree shrew), 948 nucleotides long. Its product is annotated as olfactory receptor 51G2. Gene Ontology annotation, biological process: G protein-coupled receptor signaling pathway. Gene Ontology annotation, molecular function: G protein-coupled receptor activity; olfactory receptor activity. Gene Ontology annotation, cellular component: plasma membrane. Bases 1 to 948 code for a protein of 315 amino acids. The transcript has a single exon. The record is from RefSeq and is a predicted model, not a curated record. NCBI's taxonomy places the organism in Eukaryota, Metazoa, Chordata, Mammalia, Scandentia, Tupaiidae.
AUGGCAAUCUCCAACUCCAGCCAUACUCUCUCCUCCACAUUCAUUCCUGGUUAUGAAGAAUAUCACCACUGGAUUUCCAUCCCAUUCUGUUUCUUCUACUUUGUUGGAAUAAUGGGAAACUGCACCAUCUUGCAUGUUGUCCGGACAGACCCCAGGCUCCACGAGCCCAUGUACUACUUCUUGGCUAUGCUUUCCCUCACUGACAUGGGCAUGUCCUUACCCACAAUGAUAACACUUUUUAGAGUGUUGUGGUCCAUUUCCAGGGAGAUCCAGUUCAAUAUCUGUGUGGUUCAAAUGUUUUUCAUUCAUACGUUCUCCUUUACUGAAUCAUCAGUGCUCUUGGCCAUGGCUCUUGACCGGUAUGUGGCUAUCUGCCACCCUCUGCGAUAUGCUACCAUUCUCACUCCAAAACUGAUUGCUAAGAUUGGAAUCACAGCUCUGCUCAGGAGUGCUAUUCCAUUAAUUCCACUCAUGAUCCGUCUGACCUUUUUCUCCUUCUGCCGCUCUCACAUCCUUUCUCAUUCAUACUGUCUUCACCAGGACAUAAUCCGCCUUGCCUGUGCUGACACCAAGUUUAAUGUCAUCUAUGGUUUAGUUGUCAUUAUUAUGAUAUGGGGCAUAGACUGUCUGGGUAUUUUUGUAUCUUAUGUUUUCAUCCUUCACUCUGUAUUAAGAAUUGCAUCCCAUGAGGGGAGGCUUAAGGCUCUUAAUACGUGUGCAUCUCACAUCUGUGCUGUACUUAUUCUGUAUGUGCCUAUGAUAGGGCUCUCAAUUGUCCAUCGUUUUGCCAAACACUCUUCUCCAUUCCUCUAUGUCUUCAUGGCUCAUAUCUACCUAUUGGUUCCCCCAGUGCUCAACCCAAUCAUCUACAGUGUGAAGACCAAACAGAUUCAUCAAGGAAUCCUGCACCUAUUUUUCCCCAAGAAAAUUCAUUCGGCUGUGAUGUAG